Molecule: messenger RNA, 3041 nt
Organism: Frankliniella occidentalis (western flower thrips)
Lineage: Eukaryota; Metazoa; Arthropoda; Insecta; Thysanoptera; Thripidae
Product: homeobox protein OTX2-A-like
Biological process (GO): regulation of transcription by RNA polymerase II
Cellular component (GO): nucleus
Molecular function (GO): RNA polymerase II cis-regulatory region sequence-specific DNA binding; DNA-binding transcription factor activity, RNA polymerase II-specific
Source: RefSeq, a predicted model, not a curated record
CGCACCGGGUUGCGGAAUGUGGCCGAAUUCCCUUUCUGGCGGGUGCGGGCCCGAGGGCGAGCUGCUGGGGUUCGGGGGCUCGUGCGGCGCGGGCCCGCCGCCCAUGGCCGCCUACCUCAAGUCGCCGCCCUACGUCGGCCUGUCCAUGGGCGCCGCCAUGGACUCGCUGCACCACAGCCCCAUGGGCUUCUCGUCGGGCUCGCUGCUGGGCGCCGCCAACGCGCGCAAGCAGCGCCGCGAGCGCACCACCUUCACGCGCGCCCAGCUCGACGUGCUCGAGUCGCUGUUCGGCAAGACGCGCUACCCGGACAUCUUCAUGCGAGAGGAGGUGGCGCUCAAGAUCAACCUGCCCGAGUCCAGGGUGCAGGUCUGGUUCAAGAACCGUCGCGCCAAGUGUCGGCAGCAGCAGAAGCAGCAUCAGCACAGUGGCGGGGACUCGAAGCGGUCGUCGUCGUCCUCGGUCGGCGGCGGCGCCUCCAAGAAGACGCCCUCGUCGUCGACGCCGUCCUCGCACCCGCUGACCAGCGGUGGCGGUGGCGGCCUCCCCGGCGCGCUCCCGGGGUCGACGGGCUGCAAGCCGAGUCUGAACGGGACGACCUCCGUGUCCUCGACGGGCCAGAGGGACUCGCCAUACCUCAAGCCCAUCAUCGGGAACAGCAGCCCCAACCCGCCGACCAUCAACUCGCCCUACGGAGCCUCGUCCAUCUGGAGUCCAGCGGCCAUCGACGGGUGUCUGGAGUCUAGAAACUACCCUCCGACCAGCGUGCCUGCGCCGCCCGUGCCGCCCCCGGGCUCAGCGGCGUCCGGGACGGGGGGCGGCGCGGGGGCCGGCAGCACCCCCGGCGGCGGCGGGGGUACCGGCGGCGGGGGCCAACCUUCCUGGGGGCAGGGGUACUACUAUUCAAAUAUGGAUUACCUGGGCCCGGGUGCUGCACAGCUCAACGUUGUACAGGACAACAAUUUGGAUUCUGUUUGGCCAAAGCGUGAGGAUCCAACAUGGUUCUACAACUCAAGCAGCUGGGAGAGAAAGUAAAGUCAAAUUUUUUUUUAAAUUAUUAGUAAGAUACAGUGAAAUGAGGUCUCUUUUAAUCUUUCGAAGUGGAGGCUAAACCUCAGUUACCCCAUGAUAGUCACAGGAAGGCUAAUAUGUCUCUCAUCUUAAGUAAUGAAGAAUGCACAAAAAUAAAACAAAAUACCUUAUUCAGAUUGUGAAAACAAUAACGUAAUAAUGAUUGCUGUUACCGUUUGUCACAAAUGGCUUCUGAUUUGUUCAAAAAUGUAAAGUAUAAUGCAAGAAUUUGACUUAGAUCAUACAUGCAUUAUGACAAUAUCAUAUCCGCUCAUUUUUGUGAUUACCAAGUUAAACUUCAGGUCUAACUAUUCUAUCAACUCAUCUUCUUUCAGCCAUCAAUCAUUGUUUCGUUGCUGUGUUUCCUUUGGCCUAGUCAAUUUUGACUCUAUAUGUCACUGUCUACAUUUCCAAACUUACCAACAGUGUGAGAAAAACUAGAUAAGCAAAGUCAUGUAGUAUGUACAUUUAAGUUGAUGCUCCGUUAUUUUGCCUUUGGAGGGACAUGUAAGCUGAUAGUCAUUCAAUUUCUCGGAACACAAGAUGACAUAUUUGUCAUUUUGUAUCACAUAUCUGUUGGUUCUUCGUUCUAGCAUAGAUACAUUUAAAACUAAGAUUAUGUAAAUAUUUAUCACAUAAAUUAUUUUCAGACAUUUCAACACAAGUUUUACAAUGUGAUUUUACCUUGUAAGAGGCAAUUUUUGUAAAGGGACGUAUCACACAAUUAGACAUUAUAUUGGUAGGUAAGUUUGCUUCUCAUUAAAUAUAACUUGUUAAAUUGCCAUAUUUGUUCUGUUCUUCAGAUGUUUUUUUCAAAAUGUUUAAAAUCGUAAAACUAUGUACCCGGGAUAAAAUGUUAACUGAGGCAGGGCUGAGGUCACAUUGCUGUUACCUGGGUACAUCUGAGUAAAAACGCGAUUAGCUCGCAAUUGCUGAUUCAGCCAUAUUCAGCUCUAAAAAUGCUGAGCUGGGGACCAUUCCGAGCUAACAAUUAAGUGAUGACUUUGUGCACAUGUUUUCAGUAUUUGCCAGCAUCGAAUACAGGAGCUGAGAUUUGGUGACAAUAACUGACGUAGCCAUUACCGCGUACUUUAGCUAUACUCAGGCUUUGACAUCUACCUGAAUCUAACUGACAACACGCUCUCAGUAUUUGUCACUUAUUCUCGGCCCGCUGCCCACUACUGACGAAUACCGAUAACACGCCCAGACAUUCGUCAGCUAAUUGUCAGAUGAAAACACUCUUCGGCUCAGUUAAACGAAGAGCUGAAAAUUACUGGAAAAAGCAGAAUCAGCAAAUCUCGGCAAUGUGUGCGUCGACUCAGCUUUGGUCGCGAAUCGGCUUCGUCUCUUCAGUUAUCGAAUCGAGAGAAUAUUGUACCUGAGGCAGAGCGCGACCAAAGCUGAGUCGACGCACACAUUGCCGAGAUUUGCUGAUUCUGCUUUUUCCAGUAAUUUUCAGCUCUUCGUUUAACUGAGCCGAAGAGUGUUUUCAUCUGACAAUUAGCUGAAGAAUGUCUGGACGUGUUAUCGGUAUUCGUCAGUAGUGGGCAGCGGACCGAGAAUAAGUGACAAAUACUGAGAGCGUGUUGUCAGUUAGAUUCAGGUAGAUGUCAAAGCCUGAGUAUAGCUAAAGUACGCGGUAAUGGCUACGUCAGUUAUUGUCACCAAAUCUCAGCUCCUGUAUUCGAUGCUGGCAAAUACUGAAAACAUGUGCACAAAGUCAUCACUUAAUUGUUAGCUCGGAAUGGUCCCCAGCUCAGCAUUUUUAGAGCUGAAUAUGGCUGAAUCAGCAAUUGCGAGCUAAUCGCGUUUUUACUCAGAUGUACCCAGGUAACAGCAAUGUGACCUCAGCCCUGCCUCAGUUAACAUUUUAUCCCGGGUAUGGCCAGAACAUAUUUGUUGUAGAUAUAUAUUGUAUUGGUCUUAUUAUUAUAAAAAUGUACUGUUUUCUCGUUGGUUAACGUUGAACAAA